Molecule: messenger RNA, 3194 nt
Organism: Sorex fumeus (smoky shrew)
Lineage: Eukaryota; Metazoa; Chordata; Mammalia; Eulipotyphla; Soricidae
Gene: FOXC1
Product: forkhead box C1
Exons: 1
Coding region: 602-2377 (591 amino acids)
Biological process (GO): anatomical structure morphogenesis; regulation of transcription by RNA polymerase II; cell differentiation
Molecular function (GO): RNA polymerase II cis-regulatory region sequence-specific DNA binding; DNA-binding transcription factor activity, RNA polymerase II-specific
Source: RefSeq, a predicted model, not a curated record
CGGCCGGCGCGCGAGCAGCCCGAGCAAGAAAGGAGGAGAAAGAAAGGAAAAAAAAAGAGGAGAAAGGAAAAAAAAAAAGGUGACGCGGGGCCCGGGCCGGCGGCCGGCGCGCCCCCCCACCCCCCACCCCCCGCCGCCCCUGGGUAUUUGGCCGCGCUCGCCGGCGGCGCGGGGCAGAGUCUGCAGCGAGCUGGGCGCCUGCCUUCCCCGGGCGCGCUCCGGGGCUCGGCUGUCCGCGUCGUCCGGCGCCUUCGCCCGCCGCCGCCGCCGCCGGGAAGGACGCGCGCGGAGGCCGCGGGGCCGCGUCCCGGCCGGAGCCCGAGUGGCCGCGGGCGGCGCGGCGGGCCCCGAGUGAGCGGCGGCGGCUUGGAGAGGCCGCGCGCGCGCGCGGCGCGGAGGAGCAGGAGGAGCGGGAGCAGGAGGAGCAGGAGGAGCGGGAGCAGGAGGAGCAGAAGGAGCAGGAGGAGCAGGAGGAAGGCGGCGGCGGCCCCGGCCCCGGCCCCGGCGCCCCGGCUCGGGCUCGGACUCGGCGCGGCGGCCCGGCCGCGCGUUGGGCGGCGGCGUUGGCGUUGGCGUUGGCAGCAGCGGCAGCGGCGGGGCCAUGCAGGCGCGCUACUCCGUGUCCAGCCCCAACUCCCUGGGAGUGGUGCCCUACCUCGGCGGCGAGCAGAGCUACUACCGCGCGGCGGCCGCGGCGGCCGGGGGCGGCUACGGCGCCAUGCCGGCCCCCAUGAGCGUGUACUCGCACCCGGCGCACGCCGAGCAGUACCCCGGCGGCAUGGCGCGCGCCUACGGGCCCUACACGCCGCCGCCGCAGCCCAAGGACAUGGUCAAGCCGCCCUACAGCUACAUCGCGCUCAUCACCAUGGCCAUCCAGAACGCGCCCGACAAGAAGAUCACCCUGAACGGCAUCUACCAGUUCAUCAUGGACCGCUUCCCCUUCUACCGGGACAACAAGCAGGGCUGGCAGAACAGCAUCCGCCACAACCUGUCGCUCAACGAGUGCUUCGUCAAGGUGCCGCGCGACGACAAGAAGCCCGGCAAGGGCAGCUACUGGACGCUGGACCCGGACUCCUACAACAUGUUCGAGAACGGCAGCUUCCUGCGGCGCCGGCGCCGCUUCAAGAAGAAGGACGCGGUGAAGGACAAGGAGGAGAAGGACCGGCUGCACCUCAAGGAGCCGCCCGCGCCGCCGCCGCCCCCCGGCCGCCCGCCGCCCGCCGCCCACGCCGCCGCGGCCCCGGAGCCCCCCGACGGCGGCGCCGGCGCGGCCAGCGCCAACGCCAGCGCCGGCGGCGCGCCCGGCGCGCAGCCGCCGCCCGUGCGCGUGCAGGACAUCAAGACCGAGAACGGUACGUGCCCCUCGCCGCCCCAGCCCCUGUCCCCGGCGGCCGCCGCCCUGGGCAGCGCCGCCGCCGCCGCCGUGCCCAAGAUCGAGAGCCCCGACAGCAGCAGCAGCAGCCUGUCCAGCGGCGGCAGCCCCCCGGGGGGCCUGGCGGCGGGCGCGCGGCCGCUCGGCCUGGACGGCGGCGGGGAGCCCGCGCCCCCGCCGCCCGCGCCGCCCGCGCCCCCGCCGCCGCCGCCGCCGCCGCCGCACCACAGCCAGGGCUUCAGCGUGGACAACAUCAUGACGUCGCUGCGGGGGUCCCCGCAGGGCGCGGCGGCCGAGCUCAGCCCCGGGCUGCUGGCCCCGACGGCCGGCGCGGCGGCGGCGGCGCGCGCGGGCCUGGCGCCCCCGCUGGCGCUCGGCGCCUACUCGCCGGGCCCCGGCGCGCUCUACAGCUCCCCCUGCGGCCAGGGCGCGGGGGGCGCGGGCGGCCAGGGCGCGGGGGGCGCGGGCGGCCAGGGCGCGGGCGGCGGCGGCGGCGGGGCCGCGGGGGCCGCGGGGGCCGCGGGGACCUACCACUGCAACCUGCAGGCCAUGAGCCUGUACGCGGCCGGCGAGCGCGGCGGCCACCUGCAGGGCGCGCCCGGGGGCGCGGGCGGCCCGGCCGUGGACGACCCCCUGCCCGACUACUCGCUGCCGCCCCCGGUCACCAGCAGCAGCUCGUCGUCCCUGAGCCACGGCGGCGGCGGCGGCGGCCAGGACGCCGGCCACCACGCGGCCGCCCACCAGGGCCGCCUGACGUCGUGGUACCUGAACCAGGCGGGCGGAGACCUGGGCCACCUGGCCAGCGCGGCGGCGGCCGCGGCGGCCGCGGGCUACCCGGGCCAGCAGCAGAACUUCCACUCGGUGCGCGAGAUGUUCGAGUCGCAGCGCAUGGGCCUGAACAACUCGCCGGCCAACGGGAACAGUAGUUGCCAGAUGGCCUUUCCGUCCAGCCAGUCUCUGUACCGCACGUCGGGGGCCUUCGUCUACGACUGCAGCAAGUUCUGACGCGCCCCCCUCCGCGCGCGCGCCCGCCCGCCGCCCCGCCGAGCCCCCCUGCACCGAAGCCCCAAGCGACAGCAGCCCAGAGAGCCACCGGUGCAAAAGCGAAACCAAAGAGAGACAGAGAGAGAGACAGAGACACACACACACAGAGAGAGAAGCCCCCCAUUCCCAUGAAAGGACACUAAGGACAGCCUUCCUCCGGCCGACCAGCGGACACAAUCCCUGCAAAGAUUCGACCCACCAGCAGCAAGAAAACUAUUUUCUUAAAAAAAAAAAGACCCACAAACACCAGAUAAUUUCAGAGCCACCUCCACCUUUGCCUUAUCUAAAUAAACAAACCCGUAAACUGUUUUGUACAGAGACAGCAGUCAUGGUUUAUUAAAGGACAGUGUUACUCCAGAUAACACGUAAGUCUCUUCUUUCUUCUCAGACAUCAUCGCUUUCCCCAUCCCCUCCCCGCCCGGGGCCCUCGCCCUCUCUCGCCUCUCACCUCUCACCUGUAAGAUAUUUUAUCCUACCUGGAAAGGAGGGGGGAGAGUCCCCCCGUAUAUGAAAAUCGCUUCCUUUUUAUUCAUGGACUUGUUUUAAAAUGUAAAUUGCAACAUAGUAAUUUAUUUUUAAUUUGUAGUUGGAAGUCGUGGACCAAACGCCAGAAAGUAUUUCCAAAACCUGACGUUAAAUUGCCUGAAACUUUAAAUUGUGCUUUUUUUUUUUCAUUAUAAAAAGGGAAACUGUAUUCAUCUUAUUCUAUCAUCUUUACUUUUUUUUUGUCGAACAUAUUCGUUGUUUGUUUAUUAAUAAAUUGCCAGUUUGGAUGAGA